Saprolegnia diclina VS20 is the source of this 2160-nucleotide messenger RNA. RefSeq lists its product as hypothetical. Bases 8 to 2128 code for a protein of 706 amino acids. Lineage: Eukaryota; Oomycota; Saprolegniomycetes; Saprolegniales; Saprolegniaceae. The transcript has 2 exons. The record is from RefSeq and is a predicted model, not a curated record.
CAUCAAGAUGGCGGGCGGGCGGACCGGCAGCCGAGCGAAGAAGCGCAAGAACCGAGCGGCUGUACCGCUCUACACGCCACCGGCCAAGCAAGGGCUGAAGGAGGUCGCUGAUGGCAAGGAACAAGCUCCACCAGCAAAGAAAGCCAAGGCUGGGCCAAAGAACCCCAGCGCUGCGCAAGUCGUCGCGCCCGUCAAGCUACCGCCAGCGCCCGCGACAGAGACGAAGCCGCUAGCCGAGAUCGCGUCCGGUCCAGGCGAGGAAGGCGCCAAGAAGAAGAAGAAGAAGAAGAAGGCCAAGAACAAGGCUGUGUUCACACCGGCUGUCUCUCCCAACGCCGCUGCGGACACGGCGGCGAAGAUUCCGCUUGCCGCAAGUGCCCCAGCCAAGGCGGCUCCUGUCAAGGCGGCCCCCGUCAAGCCGGCAAUGGUCAAAGUGAUCUCGAUAAAGAUGCCGGCAGCAGCCGCCAAAGUGCGCAAAGUCGCGACCACAGCGGCGGCGAGCGCGACAGUGUCAAUGUCCAAGGAGGCCGCGGCCCUUGCGCUGGCGCAGGCUCGAAAGCGCCGGUUUGCGUCCGACACGGGUGUCCUCCCAUCUAAGAGCACUGUCGUGCUGUCAACAAGUGGGCUCUCGAAAAAGCAAAAGCGACUGCCUCAGCAGCCUGCGCAUGCCGCCUCGAGCCACGACGACGACGAGGAAAAACCACCUGCUCCGACGUCGUCUGUGCAUGUCCCUCGCGAUCCAAGCCCCAAGCCAAGCCCCAAGCCAAGCCCCAAGCCAAGCCCCAAGCCGAGCCCCAAGCCGAGCGCUGCAAGUCUCGAAGAGGAAGAUCUGGCGCCGCAUGAAAACCCAUUGGGCACGAACGCGCACUCGCUCCUCGCAAGCAUCAUGGAUGCGUUCGAGAGCCACGAUGCUUCGGUCUCUAUGAGCGACGACGCCGUCGAUAUCUUGUCGCUUCCGUCCUCGCCACACGCCGAGAGCAUCGACCACAGCGCCUCAGAUGCCCCGGCACAUGGCGAUGACGCAAGCGAUGCCGACGACAGCGACGUGAUCGUGCUCGACGACAGCGACGACGAAGAUCAAGACGAGAUCGAAAACGUGGCGCACCACAAUGACGACGACACCGUCACAGAAGGCAGCGUCGCCAUGACCAACGACUGGGCCUCCGAGGAUGACGAGUUGGACGAUCUCGACCCCCAAUGGACUGCGCCGUUGUCGGUGGAUGCAGUUGCAGGCUACAGCACGGAGGCCAUGGAAGUGGAAGGCAGUAUGGGCAGUCCCGCCACGUGCGCCACGUCGCCGAUCAUGGCGUUGCCCAGCGGCGACGACGGCGAACCCGCGGUUGAGACCGCUCCGACCUUACAUCUCGCAUCACCUCGCCCCGCGGACGACACGAGCAUCCAGACGAGCCCAGCUUGCAGCCCACAGAAACUGUCGCCCGUGCAGUCGCUUGCGGUCGUUCACGAUGCUCCGCGCCUCGUCGCGUCCCCCGAAAAGCAGACGGCAGCAAAGCCCAGCAGCCCGACUCCGUCAUGUGCAGUCACACCCGACGACGAUACCUACGCAAUGACCACAACCAUGCCAGCGCCCGAAGAUGCACGGACUACGUGGGGCGCGGCGUUUGGCACUGCGGCACCGCCUCGCUCGGCCCAGAUCAUCGACUGCUCGCCGCUGAGCACGUGGUUUCUCUCGCGUGGCCAAGCCAACUUUAUCAAAGUGUCAGGGUCGUCGGCCGUGCGUGCGUUGCCCGCUGCCAACGGCAGUGGUUCGCAGACUGCGGUACCCACAACGACGAUGGCGACAACGCCGGACAGUGCGUUUUAUGCGGCGCUCGCCAGAAGUCACUGGCGCUCGUGGUACGCCAAGCAGGCGGCGCCGUCCAUUUUGGAUGCACCGCUGGUUGAUGUACCGUCGCCCGUGCGUGCAGCUGUAGAGAACGCCAACACGCUGCAUAGCACCGCCGCAAGCACCUCGAGACAGCGCGCAAAGGCGUUCAGUGGUGUCAUGGACGAGCUCCGGUCUGCGCGCGACGAGUCGUCGGCGUUUGAGAAGCGCAUGAUCGAGGUGCUGCAAGGAAAGACGAUGACGGGCGUCGACUUUAACGAUGCGUAUCGCUCCGUAUUACCGUAACAGAAAAAGAGCGACCACGCUUACGCCUCGUC